This is a messenger RNA of Pristis pectinata (smalltooth sawfish), 3467 nucleotides long. Its product is annotated as extracellular calcium-sensing receptor-like. Gene Ontology annotation, molecular function: G protein-coupled receptor activity; calcium ion binding. Lineage: Eukaryota; Metazoa; Chordata; Chondrichthyes; Rhinopristiformes; Pristidae. The record is from RefSeq and is a predicted model, not a curated record. Gene Ontology annotation, cellular component: membrane. Gene Ontology annotation, biological process: detection of calcium ion; regulation of calcium ion transport; intracellular calcium ion homeostasis.
AUGAAAUAUUUCCAGCUAUCUGAAGAUUAUUAAAAUAUUUGCGUAAGGAUGCCCUCAGCUAAGAAAUCAAUUCUGCAAGUUUCCCUUUGACACUGCAUGAAUAACUGACCAGUGCAAAGGAAUCUGACAAAAUGGAACAAAGUUGAAGAGCUUAUUCACUAGUUCUAGGACUAUAUGAUCAACUUUUCACAAGAUGGAAGACUUCAAAGGGAAAUCAGUUUUCAUCUUUCAAAAAUUCUGCAGCAGAGUCAUCCCUCAUUACAAAGAUAAGCAAAAAGCCUCAGCGAAUCUUCUGUAAUCAAAUAUUUGCAGGACUGGAGCCAUCUAAUUUGGUGAAGAGAGAGGACUGUACAAUGGCGCAUUAUUACUGUCAACUCUUAUUCUUGGGAUUUACUCUUCUUCAAUCUUACAAUGUCUCAGGAUAUGGUCCAAACCAAAGGGCACAAAAAAAGGGAGACAUUAUACUGGGAGGUCUUUUCCCAAUACAUUUCGGAGUAGCUGCAAAGGAUCAAGACUUAAAAUCUAGACCAGAGGCAACAAAAUGUAUUCGGUACAAUUUUAGAGGAUUCCGAUGGUUGCAGGCAAUGAUAUUUGCAAUUGAGGAGAUCAACAACAGUAUGACAUUUCUGCCAAAUAUCACGCUUGGAUAUCGGAUAUUUGAUACAUGCAAUACAGUAUCCAAAGCUCUGGAAGCAACACUGAGUUUUGUAGCCCAGAACAAAAUAGACUCCCUGAACUUGGACGAGUUCUGUAACUGUUCUGAUCAUAUACCAUCUACCAUAGCAGUUGUGGGAGCAACAGGAUCUGGAAUUUCAACUGCUGUAGCCAAUCUUUUGGGAUUAUUUUACAUUCCACAGGUUAGUUAUGCCUCUUCAAGCAGGCUCCUGAGCAACAAGAAUGAGUACAAGGCUUUCCUUCGCACAAUCCCCAACGAUGAGCAACAGGCCACAGCAAUGGCUGAGAUUAUCGAGCAUUUCCAGUGGAACUGGGUGGGAACUCUUGCAGCCGAUGAUGAUUAUGGCCGUCCAGGAAUAGAUAAAUUUCGGGAAGAGGCUGUUAAGAGGGACAUCUGCAUUGACUUUAGUGAGAUGAUUUCCCAGUACUAUACACAAAAGCAGCUGGAGUUCAUUGCAGAUGUUAUUCAGAAUUCCUCAGCCAAAGUAAUUGUCGUCUUUUCAAAUGGCCCUGACUUGGAACCACUAAUACAAGAAAUAGUUCGGCGAAAUAUAACUGAUAGAAUAUGGCUGGCAAGUGAAGCGUGGGCUAGCUCCUCACUGAUAGCCAAACCAGAAUACUUCCAUGUUGUUGGUGGAACCAUUGGAUUUGCACUAAGGGCAGGACGCAUCCCAGGAUUCCACGAGUUUUUAAAGCAGGUUCAUCCCAGCAGAUCCUCUGAUAAUGGAUUUGUCAAGGAAUUCUGGGAGGAGACAUUCAACUGUUACUUCACUGAGGAAUCUCUAACGCAACUGAAAAAUUCCAAAAUGCCAUCCCAUGGAUUAGCAUUGCAUGAUGACAGUGCUAAAGCUGGGCAUUCCAGAAGGACAACGUUAAGGCGUCCAUGCACUGGAGAAGAAAAUAUCACGAGCGUAGAGACCCCAUACCUGGAUUAUACUCAUCUCCGGAUUUCAUAUAAUGUCUAUGUAGCAGUGUAUUCUAUUGCUCACGCUCUGCAGGACAUCUAUUCCUGCACACCCGGGAAGGGCAUUUUUGCAAAUGGAUCAUGUGCAGAUAUAAAAAAAGUUGAGGCAUGGCAGGUCCUCAAUCAUCUGUUGCAUUUGAAGUUUACAAACAGCAUGGGCGAGCAUGUCGAUUUUGAUGAUCAGGGUGAUCUCAAGGGAAAUUACACAAUUAUCAAUUGGCAAUUGUCCCCUGAGGAUGAAUCUGUGGUGUUUCAAGAAGUUGGCAACUACAAUGCAUAUGCUAAACCAAGUGACAGACUCAACAUAAAUGAAAAGAAAAUCCUAUGGAGUGGAUUCUCUAAAGUGGUUCCUUUUUCCAACUGCAGCCGAGAUUGUGUGCCUGGCACCAGAAAGGGGAUAAUUGAGGGGGAACCCACCUGCUGUUUUGAAUGUGUAGCAUGCGCAGAAGGUGAAUUUAGUGAUGAAAGUGAUGCAAGUGCAUGUACAAAAUGUCCUAAUGAUUUCUGGUCAAAUGAGAAUCAUACAUCAUGCAUAGCCAAGGAGAUUGAGUACCUGUCAUGGACUGAACCUUUUGGAAUUGCUCUGACAAUAUUUGCCGUGCUAGGAAUAUUGAUCACUUCCUUUGUUUUGGGAGUAUUCAUUAAGUUCAGAAAUACUCCAAUUGUGAAAGCAACCAACAGAGAGCUCUCCUAUCUCCUGCUUUUCUCUUUAAUUUGUUGUUUCUCCAGCUCAUUGAUCUUCAUUGGUGAACCCAAAGAUUGGACAUGUAGAUUGCGUCAACCUGCAUUUGGAAUCAGCUUUGUAUUGUGCAUUUCUUGCAUUCUGGUGAAAACAAAUCGUGUGCUAUUAGUCUUUGAGGCCAAGAUCCCAACUAGCCUCCAUCGAAAGUGGGUGGGCCUCAAUUUGCAAUUUUUAUUGGUUUUCCUCUGUAUCCUUGUGCAAAUUGUUACUUGCGUCAUUUGGCUUUACACAGCACCCCCUUCAAGUUACAGAAAUCAUGAGCUAGAAGAUGAAAUCAUUUUUAUUACGUGUGAUGAAGGCUCCUUAAUGGCACUUGGUUUUCUCAUUGGUUACACAUGUCUCCUUGCUGCUAUUUGCUUCUUUUUUGCCUUUAAGUCCCGGAAACUCCCAGAGAACUUCAACGAGGCCAAAUUUAUUACCUUCAGCAUGCUGAUAUUUUUCAUUGUCUGGAUCUCAUUCAUUCCUGCUUAUGUCAGCACCUAUGGGAAAUUUGUUUCAGCUGUAGAGGUCAUUGCCAUACUUGCAUCAAGUUUUGGGUUACUUGGAUGCAUUUAUUUUAACAAGUGCUAUAUUAUUUUGUUCAAGCCGUCAAGGAAUACCAUUGAAGAAGUCAGAUGCAGUACAGCUGCCCAUGCUUUUAAAGUAGCAGCGAGGGCAACUUUGCGACGCGGCACUUUGUCUCGUAAGAGGUCCAAUAGCUUAGGUGGUUCAACUGUAUCAUCGCCAUCAUCUUCAAUCUGUAGCAGAAAUGCCCACGAUGAACCAAUUACCAUGGAGAUGCAGAGGUGCAGCAAGCAGAAGGUCAGUUUUGGCAGUGGAACUGUCACCUUAUCUCUGAGUUUCGAGGAAACUGGAAGGUAUGCAACUGUUAGCAGGAACAUGAGAAGGAGAAAUUCAAUGGAUGCCAAAAAUAGUGAUGAUAUUUUGAUGAAGCACAACGUUUUGAUUCCCCUUCAGAACUGUGACACAGGAAAUGACACACGAUGCAAGGUAACAGGAAAGAAUGGGUCAGGAACUCUUGAGUCUCUGGAUGACAGCAAAGAAUGUACCAAAGUGCUGAAGAAGUCUCCUCCAACACUUCAAUAA